Messenger RNA from Linderina pennispora, 598 nucleotides. RefSeq lists its product as uncharacterized. The coding region runs from base 21 to 596 and encodes 191 amino acids. NCBI's taxonomy places the organism in Eukaryota, Fungi, Kickxellomycota, Kickxellomycetes, Kickxellales, Kickxellaceae. The transcript has a single exon. The record is from RefSeq and is a predicted model, not a curated record.
UAUUUUUGACUUUACUUACAAUGACUGCCAUUAGUUUACCGCACACCCCAUCAGGCGCAAAGUGCAAGCGGACCAGCCCCUCUAUAUAUGGCACAGAUAAACGAUAUGAUCAGCCAUCAGCUACAUCUAAGAGUAUCAGGAGGAACAUGUCUAUAGACACAUCUGGGACUCAGGAGGAAUGGGAAAGGCAAGCAGAAAAAUUAGUUAUAGAGCGCCUACGAGGAAUGAGUGAUGCUGCGCAUAACAUGAUAAUACCUGAGAACUCGAUGAACAGCAGCCUUGCUGAUGAACUGGUGAUUUUCACAGCCGAGUUGCUUGGACGAUACAUACACAGUGAUGAUAUGCUACAUGAUGCAUAUACCAGGAAAGACAAGGACCUCUACUAUACCUUGAUGAAUCUAGCAAUUUCACCUAUAGAGUGGCUCUCAAGUUCCAACACAAGCGCCCUUAAGUCAUACAUAUACUAUUUGAAAGCUACAAUUACUUGGUUUGUUGGUGUGGUUCCAAAUCCUCAUGAUUUUAGGAACCCAUGGAUCAAGACCCUUAGGCCACAAUGGCCAUCCAUACUAUUCCAGGCGGCCGGCAUCACUACUUAGAC